AUGGCUAUGCUUCCACCUCGGAAAACGAAGACCGUGUCAACUGAAAAAAGUUGUAAACAUUCAAUGACGCCCCUUCAAACCCUUUUACAAAUGGGGUUCCCCCAAAAUCGAACAGAAAAAGCAUUAGCAGCUACCGGCAAUCGAGGAGUCCAAUUAGCUGCUGAUUGGCUCUUGGCUCAUGUCAAUGAUACUUCUUUAGAUUCCAGCACUAGUAGAGAGUAUAUCAUCUAUGCCUGUCCAAGUGGGUCAUUAAUGUAUGAGUUAAGGGAAUUUUGGAAUAAAUCAGCUAAUAAGUGUGGACGUAAUGGAGCUCAUAAUUUUUUGCCACAUAUUACUCUAGUAUCAUUUUUUCAGGUACCUGAUGAAUAUGCUAAUACACUGGUAUCUAUACUAAAAAAUGUUUUAGAUGAGGUCAUUAAAGAAAUGACAGUCAAUGACUUUCAUUUAGAAACUUACACUUCUUCAAAUUUUAUGGGUUUUUUUUUAUCUGAUCAAGGAUCAAGCUUUUUAAAAAAAAUUGCUGUACUAUAUUCAGAAAGAAUCACAGAUCUUGUUGGAGUUCAAGUAGAUCCUCAUUUAAAAUCUUUACAUUUAACUUUGGCCUAUCAAUUUGAUGUAAGCCAAAAAGAAACUUUGAAAUCAUUAAUCAAGUCCACAAUAAAUCCAUCAACUCCAUGUUUAUGGGAACUUAAGUUAUAUUCUAGAGAACCAUUAGCUGCUUAUAAACAGGUAUAUAAGGUUGUGUACGCACACGUCCCACAAGCUGCUGAUGAACUAGAACUAAGAAUAGGUGAUUAUAUAUAUGUAUCUAAAGAAAGCAUAGAUAACUCUGUUGAUGGUUGGGCUGAAGGAAUGUCAUGGUUAACUGGAUGUAAUGGUUACUUUCCGCUAUGCUACACUGAACGUACUGCUGAAUCUGAUACAUGGACUCUACAUUGUUCAUUACCCUUAGAUGGUAGUUAUCAUGAAUCUAGUGAAGUUAAUGAUACAAAUAUGACUGAAGAAAAACUUGUUGAAAAAUAUGGCAUUAGUUUUGUUCCAGCUGAUUAUACACCACAUUCAGAAUCUCCCAAAGGUCCCAAAUCUCAAAAAAUAUAUAUAUGUCGACAUGGAGAAAGAGUAGAUUUCACUUUUGGAACUUGGGUACCCUAUAGUUUUGAUUCCGAUGGAAAAUAUGUCAGAAAAGAUUUAAACAUGCCCCCAAAUAUUCCUCAACGGCGGGAUUUUCCAAACUCUUAUCAAACCGAUACUCCUCUCACUUGUGUUGGUGAAUAUCAAGCUAAAUUAACUGGAUGGGGUAUGAAAGCUGCUCACUCAACCAAAUCAAUCCAACAUGUUUUUUGUUCACCAUCAUUACGCUGUGUACAAACUUGCCAUAAUAUCUUAGUUGGUCUUGAUAUUGAUAAACAAGUUUCAAUUUGUAUUGAACCCGGUAUAUUUGAAUGGCUUGGUUGGUAUAAUCAGUCUGGGCUACCUGAUUGGAUGAGUAAUGAAGAGUUAAUAGCUGCAGGUUUUAAUAUUAAUUCCAAGUAUGAAGCUUUAGUAUCAUUACUAUUUCUAACUGAAAAUAUGUCUGAAACAGUUGAACAGUAUUAUAUUAGAUGUGAUGAAGUAAUACAAAAUUUAAUCAAAGCAACUGAACCCAAAGGUGGUGAUAUAUUGCUGGUAGGUCAUGCUUGUUCGUUGGACUCUUUUUCAAGAUCAUUACUUCAUAAAUCUCCACGUACUAAACAAAAUUUUGUAAAAAUGGUUAAGGACAUCCCUUAUUGUGGCCUAGUAACUUUAAUGACUGAUGGAAUUAAUGAUUGGACAUUUGUCGAUCCUCCAGUUCCACCAUUAACUAACUCUAUUAAUAAAAGAUUUAAUUGGAAAGUUUUAACCACAGACAUUGAUGUCUCCCCGAAUUAAGCAAUCAUUGACUGCCAUGUGACCGCCAGAGGUCUUCUGUAAUUUUCAAAUUUUAUACUUUUCUGGCUGCCGGCACAUAUACUCGAUCAUUACUACUACGCCACAUGAUUGUCGGUGACCUUAAACGAAUAUAGUUCUAUAACUUCAAUAGUCUAUAAAAACCUGGAAUGACAUAAAAAAUAUGCUUGGCGUGUCAAAAGUAAAUAUUGUGUGACUGAUGCGUUGCAUGGCAGUUAAGUUAAACCUAAAUCUAGUAUGACCUCAUAAAAACAAAAUAACUUUAUUUAAAAUUACGAUUUUCAAAAAACACACUUAUUCUAACUUAAAAAAAUAAUGACAGUUGAUUUGGUAGGUUUACAAUAAAUAUGUUUAUUUUUAGUUACAUAGGUUGUUAACAAGGCUGGGCAUUAAUGAGUUAAAAAGUUAAAAAGUAAUUCUUAACUAAGUUACAUAAUGUGUUGAUUUUCAUUGAAAGCAAUUUCUAACUUCCAACCUCUACAUUAUUUUGAAUAAUAUGCAGUAGCUAAUCUGUUAAUUAAUUUACCUUGUACAUUAAGUAAAUUUUUCUCAAUACAAAACCAAUACUUAAAUUAUUUUGUUUAUUUUGUAAUUACAAUAGUGUAUGAAUUUUGGUAAAUACUUUUGUAAACUGUCAGUGUUGGUAAAUACUUUUGUAAACUGUCAGUGUUGGUAAAUACUUUUGUAAACUGUCAGUGUUAAAUGUACCAUUUCUGGAUUUCAUAGGGAUCAAAGUAACAUAAAUUCAAUGUUUUAUAAAAAAAACUCAAAUUAAUUAAUUUCAAAUAUCUCUACAAUUACCCUAACGUAAAAUCUUGUAGAUGCCUCUCAUAAAAAUCAAAUUAAAUGAUCAAUAACUUCUUUAUUAUUAUUAUUAUUAUUUAUUAUUAUUUAUUUACAUUAUACGAUGCCCUUAUUGUUUUUGUCAUAAAUUAUAAAUUCAGUAAAAAGUCUGUAUUUAUAUUUAUAUUUUAUAUUUAUAAUCUAUACCAAAGCAUAAUAAUCACACUCUAUAAAAAUUAAGUUACAAUUUUUUAUUUAAAUAAGAACUUUUACUCAUUAAAAAUAAAAGAAACUAAACUUUCAAAAAAUUAGGUUACUUAUCCAGUCUUAGUUGUUAAUUGUAUGGUUAUUUGAAACAAUUUACUUGGUAUCGUAAAGUUUACAUUCCUCGAUUUUAUAUCUUAUCCUAUGUAAAAAGGAUUACCGAAUAGACAAAAAA
Molecule: messenger RNA, 3148 nt
Organism: Myzus persicae (green peach aphid)
Lineage: Eukaryota; Metazoa; Arthropoda; Insecta; Hemiptera; Aphididae
Gene: Epp
Product: protein UBASH3A homolog
Exons: 9
Coding region: 1-1908 (635 amino acids)
Molecular function (GO): protein binding
Source: RefSeq, a predicted model, not a curated record